AUGGGCUUGAUAACUCAUAACUGGCUUCCCUUCGCUCUCUGUAUAGGAUUUGCUUACAGUCGAGCUGCUAUCACGCCAGGGGUCACGGAAGUAGACUUGAUAUUUCCGCGCAAUGAGAGCUAUUCUCCCUCCCCAGUCACUCCCAUUAUUUUCGCCAUCCAAAACCCAAGCCUCCUGUCAAGCCUCAACCCAGAGAUUACUUAUUAUAUUGAGCAGCAGAAUGUCAACACCAAUGAAAGCGUCUAUAACUCUGGCUCUAUCCGACUUUCGAGGAUCAAUUAUACAACAAGUGACCCUUACUACCUCUAUUGGAGCACCGGCAAGCUGGACAUCGAGGGGAGCUUUGUGUUAGCCUGGGAGCUACAGAUGAACAACUGCUCUCACUCUCCGCAAAGCGACGCAUUGACCUUUGGAUAUCUUGGCUCACGCCGCCAUCAGUUGUACUUCUCCACCAAGAAUGGCACUUCGUCGCCGGACUUUGUCGCCGCAACCGAGGAUGAUACCUGCGAACAAUCCCAAGCCCAGGCCGUACAAGUCCCUGAUCUUUUGGAGGUGCCGUCUUCACGAACCUGGGCCGCACCUUCCUGUGCAGUGACCGUGGGUCUGUCACCGACUCCCAAUCCUUGCAAGGUCAAGAUCGAUUCCACAACUGCCGCCAGUAUUUCCGCGGCCUUGACCUCCAGUGCUUGCGCCAACCCGAUCCGCACGGGGCUGAGCUGUCCAACCCAAUCCUCUGAGAAUGCAGCCUCUGCGGCACAAUUACCUGUGGGAGGGCACUGGAGAUUGGCGAUUGGAAUGAUGCUUGCUUACUGUCUCGCAUCAUGUGACUCAUUUUCUUGGUGA
Messenger RNA from Aspergillus fumigatus Af293, 843 nucleotides. The record is from RefSeq and is a predicted model, not a curated record. NCBI's taxonomy places the organism in Eukaryota, Fungi, Ascomycota, Eurotiomycetes, Eurotiales, Aspergillaceae.